AUGAACGCCCCAAUGCAGCCCAACUACGCGAGGGGCUAUCCUCAGACCGCUCAGCGGUCUCCAGCCACGCCCCGUCGGCCCCCGGGACCAGCUGGCGCGAUGCCUGUUCCAAUGCCCCAGCACGCUGUCAACCCACAAUACAUGCCUGCGCAGCGUGCGAUGCCUCAUCCUAACGAUGCGUCUCUCCGCCGCAGCCGCAAGCCGACAGACAAGAACAUUCCCGAUGGGAUCGAAGAAGUGGUUAUCGGGGAGGGCGUCGAACAAUACAAGAGCUUGCGCGAUCUUGAGAAGCGACUGGAUGCCGCGAUCGUUCGCAAGCGAUUGGAUAUUCAGGAUUCUAUCAGCAAGACGAUGAAGAAAUACCGCACUAUGCGCAUCUGGAUCACCAACACUGUUGAAAACCAGCCCUGGCAAGAGGUCGGCAGCAACCCCGGUUCUGGCCGUUAUAAAGUGCGCAUCGAAGGCCGACUUCUCGACGACAAUAAUGAUCCGACUGUUCCAGAAAAUGAAGACGAGAAUGACCAGAGCAAAACCGAUGGCGAUGCUAUGGAUCAAGAUAAGGAGGGGGAAAGCAAGAAAUCGGUGCCAAAGAAGCAAUUUCAGCGUUUCUCGCAUUUCUUCAAAACGAUUACUGUCGAUUUUGACAAGCCAGCGAAUGCUGUUCCAGAUGAAGUGAAGCCGGUUAACUGGAACAAGCCCCAGUUGCCGCCCAACACGACUUCGGCCCCCCCAGCUGCCGAGUUUGAUAGCCUACAAUUCUCGCGCAGUUCCCAGGAAAAUAUGAAUGUCACCAUCAGCUUGGUACGGGACGAGACACCCGAAAGGUACAAGUUAAGUAAGGAGCUUGCCGAAGUCCUUGAUGUCGAGGAGGAGACCCGUAGCGGGAUCGUUCUCGGAAUCUGGGAUUACAUCCGCGCAAUGGAGCUGCAAGAAGACGAAGAAAAGCGGCAGGUGCGCUGCGACCAUCGCCUGCGUUCGAUCUUUGGUCGAGAGCAAAUGUUCUUCCCACAAAUACCCGAAAGUAUUGGACCGCAUACUAGCCCCAUGGAUCCAAUCAAGCUUCCCUACACUAUUCGCGUCGACGAAGACUUUCACAAGGAUCCCAGCCCCACCAUCUAUGACAUCCAGGUGGCGGUUGAGGACCCUCUGCGUCAGAAGAUGAUGGCUCUCACUCAAAACCCGCAGUACACUGCCGGCAUGCGCCAGAUUGCCUCUUUGGAUGAUCAAGUUGCACUCAUUGUUCAAGCACUCACCCAUUCUCGUGCCCGCCACUCUUUUUACACUGCCCUCAGCAAGGACCCUGCCACCUUCUUGCGUCGCUGGGUUAACUCACAGCGUCGGGAUCUCGAGACAAUUCUUGGCGAUGCUGGAGGUGUUGGCGAUGGAAGUGGGCCUGAGUUCCGCCGUGGAGGCUCCGAGGGUGCCUGGGAAACCCCUGUGGCAAAGGAGGCAGUCCGGUAUCUGCUGGCGAAGCCUGAGGCUACAGUUGCUCGAUAA
Messenger RNA from Penicillium macrosclerotiorum, 1497 nucleotides. RefSeq names its product SWIB/MDM2 domain-containing protein. The transcript is spliced from 3 exons. Gene Ontology annotation, biological process: regulation of transcription by RNA polymerase II. Gene Ontology annotation, cellular component: SWI/SNF complex; nucleus. The coding region runs from base 1 to 1497 and encodes 498 amino acids. NCBI's taxonomy places the organism in Eukaryota, Fungi, Ascomycota, Eurotiomycetes, Eurotiales, Aspergillaceae. The record is from RefSeq and is a predicted model, not a curated record.